AUGGGCACGCCGCCGAAUGAUGCCUCGACCAGGGGUGAUACCAAAUCUCCCAAACAGUCCAACAAUGCCACUCCGUCACGCCGAGACUCCAUCUCCGAAGUGAAGCAACCCGAUCCGAGUUUGAAGCCCGAUGCUGACGGCGCGAAACCUCUCGGCCCCCCUCCUCGACCUGGACAAACCGUCGCUGGAAACACUCCCGAUUACUUUGGCGGCGGAGCCGCUGGAUCUCUCAGUCUGGAGCCCAACCCCUUUGAGCAGUCUUUCGGUGGAGGCGCGCCAGAGACACCCGGAGGUACGAAAUUGCCAUCCGUUGCCGCUCUGACUUCGCCCUCUUCGUUGCUGCCCGGCAGCGGCGCAACUCCGUUUAAUUGGGGGGGUAGUUCUCUCCGGACUGGUCCCUUGAGCCCGGCCAUGUUGUCGGGUCCGACGAGCGACUACUUCAGUGACACGCAUCACUUACGAGGCGGCUUCCCGACCCCGAACGAGUCCUCGCUGAGGACCGGCUUGACACCAGGUGGUAGCGGGUCCAUGUUCCCUGCUCCUAGUCCCAACUCCCAACAACUCUUUGCCCAGCUUGCCAGCGGAGGUGCUACACCUAGCACCAUUGAUUUUCACCGGACUGCUUUGAGUGCUGCUUCGAAACGUGAAAACCAGGUGCAGAAUCAAAACCAAAACCAGAGCCAAGGCCAGCAACAGCCACCGGUCACUUCGCAGCCCCAGGAUAUGCCCAACGGCGCACCUGCUGUAAAGGCCGAAGCUAAGCAAUUUGACCCCCACGACAACGACGCGGCAAACGGUCUGUUUAUGCUUGCUCAAGGUAGAAACGGCGCUCAAGCUCCCGUAUACGCGUCGACAACGCAGUCCCAGUCCAAGUCGCACCCUGCCCCUGCCCCCACUCAGGGCAUCGACACGUCUCCUCGGAUGAGUGUGAACGGUGCUGGCUCAGUUGGUGCUGGAUCCUCAGUGCGAGGUGUCAGCGAGGGCGGGAGUGCCAUGUCGGAUGAGAGCGAGCAAGCCCGUCCCUCGGCCAGGGGUAAGGGGAAGAGAAACUCCACCGGAGGAGGCUCAGUCAACGGCCGUCGGAAGGCCGAAGAGCCUCCGGCCAAGGGCCCCCCUAGCAAGAAGUCCAAGACCAGUAACGCAGCCCCAUCUGAUAUGAAUGGCGACGAAAGCCAGUCAGACGACGACGGCGACAUGAAGCAUGAUAAUGAGGAAGGCGGAUCCAAGUCUAAGAUGACAGACGAAGAGAAGCGCAAGAACUUUUUGGAGCGUAACAGAGUUGCUGCACUCAAGUGCCGCCAGCGCAAGAAGCAAUGGCUGGCUAACCUCCAGUCAAAGGUCGAGCUAUUCAGCAGCGAAAACGACGCUCUGACGGCUCAGAUAACACAGCUGAGGGAAGAGGUUGUUAACCUCAAGACAUUACUCCUCGCCCACAAGGACUGUCCUGUUACGCAGCAACAGGGCCUCCACGGUGCCUUUAUGCAACAGGCGAUGGAGCCCUUCAACCCGCAGAUGAACCCGUACGGCAUGGCCGCUUCCAUUCCAAACCAGCAGGUUCUUGCGGCAGGACAGGGCGUGCAGCGGCGCUUUUCAUAG
This is a messenger RNA of Colletotrichum navitas, 1596 nucleotides long. RefSeq names its product bZIP transcription factor. Gene Ontology annotation, molecular function: DNA-binding transcription factor activity, RNA polymerase II-specific; RNA polymerase II cis-regulatory region sequence-specific DNA binding. Lineage: Eukaryota; Fungi; Ascomycota; Sordariomycetes; Glomerellales; Glomerellaceae. The coding region runs from base 1 to 1596 and encodes 531 amino acids. Gene Ontology annotation, biological process: regulation of transcription by RNA polymerase II. The record is from RefSeq and is a predicted model, not a curated record. The transcript has 3 exons.